GGCGACGUCGGCGUGCUGGCGGAGUGCACCACCUGGAAGACCUACAACGUGGGCGUGCUCAUGGCCUCGCGCCUCGACUCGCCCUUCGACCUGGAGCGGUGCGGGCCGGCCGUGGACCUGGCGCUCGAGGUGGUCAACGAGCAGUACGUCAAGCACCACUGCGUGCGGCUCAACAAGGUCCAGAAGAGCUACCCGUCCUGCUCCGGGGCCGUGGCUCCGGGGCUGUCCGCCGACCUGCACUUCCAGCAGAACGCCAUCGCCUUCAUCGGCCCGGCCUGCGCCUUCGCGCUGGAGCCCGUGGCGCGGCUUGCCGCCUACUGGAACACGCCCAUCAUCACCGGCAUGGGCGACCAGCCACCAUCCGAAGGAGAAUUGUCCGUGACGUCGGGCAUCCUGAGUCGACUUCACAAGCUUCACAAAGCCAGAAACGGGACGUCAGUCAGGGGCAUGUUCCAGAACAAGACGGCGUACCCCACGCUGACGCGGAUGUCGUACUGCCAGUGCCGCCUGGUGCAGGUCUUCGCCGCCAUCUUCCACCAGUUCGCCUGGCGGCACGUCGCGCUCAUCCUGGACAAGUCGGACCUCUUCUCCCUCACAGUCGGGAAGAACCUGGAGCACGGGCUGAGGAAGGCGGGGCUGCUCAAGUACGUCCGCGAGCUGGACGGCAACGAGGAGGACGGCAUCGAGGGCUACCUCACGGACGCCAGCAUGUACGCCAGGGUGGUCAUCCUGAGCGUGCGCGGCGUGCUCAAGAGGCGGUUCAUGCUCACGGCCCACUCCAUGGGCAUGACGACGGGGGGCUGGACCUUCCUGGACGUCGACAUCUUCCACGGUUCCUUCUGGGGCGACCGCGGCUGGAUGUGGAACGAGUCGACGGACCUGGACGCGCGACACGCCUACGAGGCGCUGCUGCGCGUGUCGCUGCUCGUGCCCACCUCCAAGGGCUUCACCGAGUUCGCCGACCGGGUGCGGCAGCGCGCGUUCGAGCACUACAACUACAACUUCAGCGCGGAGGAGGAGGUCAACUUCUUCAUCGGCGCCUUCUACGACGGCGUGGUGCUGCUGGGCAUGGCGCUGAACGAGACGCUGGCCGAGGGCGGCGACAUCACGGACGGCCAGGCCGUCACCCGCCGCAUGUGGAACCGCGAGUUUGAGGGCAUCACGGGGCACGUCCGCAUCGACGACAGCGGGGACCGCGACGCCGACUACUCUGUGCUGGACCUGGACCCCAUCACGGGCCGCUUCGAGGAGGUGGCGCACUACAGCGGGCUCACCAAGAACUACACGCCGCUGCAGGGCAAGCAGAUCCACUGGCCGGGCGGCAAGGUGGGGCCGCCGCCCGACGUGCCGCCCUGCGGCUUCCUCAAGCAGUGCAGCUCCUCGGAGCCCAGCCUGCUCCUCACCGCCGCCGUGCUGGCCGUGUGCGUGCUGCUGGCGGGCGGCGUCACCGUGGCCUGCGUGGCCUACAGGCGCAUGAAGGAGGCGGCCGACCUGCACAACAUGUCCUGGCGGGUGCGGCCCGAGGAGGUGCUGCUGGAGGUGGGCAAGACGUUCUCCUCCAGGCUGGGGCUGCAGAAGAACUCGGAGAUGUUCGAGCCGGGCCUGGAGAGGCUUCACUGCCGCCGCUGCUCCGCCGAGUCGGGCACGUCGCUGCCGCCCGCGCAAGUGUUUACCACCAUCGGCAUCUACAAGGGCUCGCGCGUGGCCAUCAAGAAGAUCACCAAGACGCGCGUGGACAUCACCAAGAAGCUGCUGUGGGAGGUGAAGCUGGUGCGGGACAUCAGCCACGAGAACGCAGUGCGCUUCGUGGGCGCGUGCGUGCAGGCCCCGGCCGUCAUCAUCCUCACCGAGUACUGCCCCAAGGGCUCGCUGCGCGAUGUGCUGGAGAACGACGCCCUCAAGCUGGACUGGAACCUCCGCAUGUCGCUCAUCCACGACCUGGUCAAAGGCAUGGUGUACCUGCACACCAGCGAGCUGGGCGCGCACGGCAAGCUCCGGUCCGGCAACUGUCUCAUCGACUCGCGCUUCGUGCUCAAAGUGUCGGACUUCGGACUCGCCACGCUCACCGCGCCGGCGGAGGUCAUCAAGGACCAGGCGCACUACACGAAGCUGCUGUGGAUCGCGCCUGAGCUGCUGCCCCUGACGGAGGUCCCGGGGACGCCGUCGUCCCAGAAGGGCGACGUGUACAGCUUCGGCGUCAUCCUGGAGGAGAUCGUCACCCGCGCCGGGCCCUUCGAGAACGCCCGCCAGCUGCUGUCCCCACAAGAGGUGGUGGUGCGCGUGCAGGCCCGGGAGUGCCCGCCGCUGCGGCCGCUGGUGUCGGCGGGCCGCGACUGCCCCGAGGCGCUGCUCGACCUCAUGGAGCGCUGCUGGGCGGACGCCGCCGACGACCGGCCGUCGUUCGAGGCCAUCCGCGGGGAGGUGCGCCGCAUCAUGAAGGGCUACUGCGAGAACCUGAUGGACGACCUGCUGCGCCGCAUGGAGCAGUACGCCACCAACCUGGAGGCGCUGGUGGAGGAGAAGACGGCGCAGCUCAGCCAGGAGAAGCGGCGCUCCGAGGAGCUGCUCUACCAAGUGCUGCCCAGGCCGGUGGCCCAGCAGCUCAUGGCUGGGGAGAUGGUGCGGCCCGAGCAGUUCGAGUGCGUCACCGUCUACUUCAGCGACAUCGUCGGCUUCACCGCCCUGUGCGCCGAGAGCACGCCCAUCCAGGUGGUCGACUUCCUCAACGACCUGUACAGCACGUUCGACCGCAUCAUCGGCGCCUACGACGUGUACAAGGUGGAGACGAUCGGUGACGCCUACAUGGUGGUGUCCGGGCUGCCGGAGCGCAACGGCGACCAGCACGCCCGCGAGAUCGCCCUGAUGGCCCUGGCCAUCCUGGACGCGGUGCGCACCUUCCAGAUCCAGCACCGGCCCGACCAGCAGCUCGCCGUGCGCAUCGGGGUGCACUCCGGCCCCGUGUGCGCCGGCGUGGUCGGCCAGAAGAUGCCGCACCUCUGCCUGUUCGGCGACACCGUCAACACCGCCUCGCGCAUGGAGUCCACCGGGCAACCGCAGAGGAUCCACGUGUCGGACGCGGCGCGCCACCUGCUGGACAAGCUGGGCAGCUUCCGCCUGGAGGAGCGCGGCAUCGUGGAGCUCAAGGGCAAGGGCCGCGUGCGCUCGCACUGGCUGCUGGGCUGCACCGAGUCCGACCCCCGCGCCGAGGCCGCGCUGGCCGUGGACACGCCCCCGCAGCCCGUGUGCCACUGCGGCGGCGAGGUCCCCGACCCGAGCAACCCCUACCCGCUGCUGUUCCCCGCGCUGUCCUCCUCCAAGUAGACGGCCGUCCUCGUCCUCGCGACGCGGCCCGCGCGGGUUGCCAGGUCCUGGCUGGCCAGGUCUGACUGCUUGCCGGCCGCGGGGCGUGGCGGGGCGUGGCGGGGCGUGGCGGGGCGUGUCAAGGCGAGGCGGCCCGGGAAGACAGAAGCUCGUGGCGCAAGACGGCCGGCCACGCCACGACAAACUGAGCCGCUAAAGCACACUCCGGGGACGCACCGAGGAGGUGACCGACGAGCUGCAAGGAGGUGGCCGCAGAAGGCAGAACCCACCGCGCCGCCUUCCAGCAGCCCAGCAGGGGACGCCACACGCCGAGCGCAGAGCCGCAGUGGCUUCGUUCCACUUCGUUCGCUUCCUUUUCUAACCGCGGGCGCGCGUGCCGUUGCCGAGUAGCGUGUAGCGUGUAGAUUUUCACACGACGAAUCCGUUCUUUUUUUGUUUCCCAUAUUCAUUAGUGUCGUCAUUUCACUCACUCCAUGACGUGUCCGGCGAAAAGUAAUGCUCCAUUGCUUUGAUUUACUCGUUUUACUGUGAUAUGAUUUCAUGUUUGCGUUUUGUUUUUGUUUUCUCAUCCCCAUCUUUGUUUUGUUUGUGUGUCCACCACCCGCCCCCACGUGCCGGGAGGGCCACGGCAGCUUCGUUUCAUGUAUUUAUCAACUCGUCACUUAAUUUAUUGUUUUUGUUUUAUGUGUAAAAAUGUGAUUUUCUCCAAAGAUGGUUCGUGAUAAGCCAUAUUUUUUUGUCACACAGCAAAUGCCAUUUAUGUAGUAGCUUGUCUAGAUGUACGCGUCAAUUAACUUUAUCGGUAACACUAGGAACAAUUGUGACCCCUAAUUCACCGAAUCUUCGGAAUCCUAGCUCUGGUGCUGUUAGCAGCACCGAAACCUACAUAGAUAAGAUUGCCAGUGUACUGGAACUAGUUUUCUGGAGAAGCCCAGUCUUGCUAUAUUUUUCUGUCGUCUUAGAUCGUGAACAAACUAACGACCUUUUGUUUCUGUAAAGUUAAUCGCCCAAAUGAAAGACAUUCCUGAGAGGAGAGCUUUGUUUUGUUCAAUGUUUAUUAGAAAAAAAUAAAAAGCGAAGAAUGAAUGACA
This is a messenger RNA of Thrips palmi, 4412 nucleotides long. RefSeq names its product atrial natriuretic peptide receptor 1. Gene Ontology annotation, cellular component: membrane. Gene Ontology annotation, molecular function: guanylate cyclase activity; peptide receptor activity; ATP binding. The annotation marks the transcript as partial. NCBI's taxonomy places the organism in Eukaryota, Metazoa, Arthropoda, Insecta, Thysanoptera, Thripidae. The record is from RefSeq and is a predicted model, not a curated record. The transcript is spliced from 22 exons. Gene Ontology annotation, biological process: intracellular signal transduction; cGMP biosynthetic process; receptor guanylyl cyclase signaling pathway.